ACUCAUUUACGCCGGCUAAGGUGGGUGUCAGAUUCCGGUAGCCGGUAUCAAUUUCGAGGCAACUACUUUUGUAUAUAUAUAUAUACAUACCCACAUGACCCUUCUUCAAACCAUACGAAUUGCGGCUACCAGCCUUCGUUUGUGCCAAAAAAAAGAAAAUUUACGCGCACAAACACACAUCCUUCUUUAUCUCUCUUUCACACACACUCAUAUUAUACAUACAUACACAGUCAAGUCAAUUGUAAGAUAACACUAAACGGUCCUCAAUUCUCCUCUCCCGACAUGAAUAGAGGUUCACCGGAGAUGAUAAACUGUCUGAAUAUGAAUACUACUCCAGCAAAUCUAUCAGCUUCAGCCGUUAACACAACGGAUAUGAGCGUCCUUGAGAGACAAAGAGCUUCUUGCAUGAGAUGGCAACAAGAAGAGGAGGAAGAACAUCAUUUUUACAAUGGAAACCAAUUCAACAUGUUCUCAAUUCCUACUCCUCCUCCGUCGCAGCAACUUCAGGACUUAGUUAGCAACGCCCAUCCCAGUUUCAUAGCUCGGACAAUUAAGCCGGACCCUGCUAAUUUGGACAACGCCUGGUCUGAUUUUGGAAUUUUUGGGACAGGGAUAGAUAUCAAUUAUGAAAUCUCAAGGAUUACAAGCUGCCCACCGGCCAUGGCCUCUGACAUGGCCGAUAUCGCAACACUUGAGGCCAAAAAGUUAAGUCUUGCCGCCGGCAGAGAGAAUUCAAGGAAGAGAAGGGCUGAGAAGAACAGCACCCUUAAGGUAGUAAUGGAAGAUGAAGAAGAAGACGGUAAGGAUAAGAAGAUAAGAACAUGUUCUUCAGAUGGAGAGUCGAAGAUCACAGAGCAAAAUAGUAAUGACAACAAGAAGAAGAAUUAUAACAAGGAAUUAUUAAUGUCUUCUGAGAAAUCCAAGGCAGCUUCCUCUGAUGCUCCAAAAACUGAUUACAUUCAUGUCAGAGCACGUCGUGGCCAGGCCACAGACAGCCAUAGCUUGGCUGAGAGAGUUAGGAGAGAAAAGAUCAGUGAGAGAAUGAGAUAUCUUCAAGACUUAGUUCCAGGAUGCAAUAAGAUCACAGGAAAAGCUGGAAUGUUAGAUGAAAUCAUAAAUUAUGUCCAAUCACUUCAAAGACAAGUAGAGUUCUUGUCAAUGAAACUAGCUACUGUGAAUCCCACCCUGGAUUUCAACAUCGACAGCUUCUUCACAAAAGAGGUAUACCAACCCUGCACUUCAAACUUCCAAACAAUUGAAGUGUCACCAGAAAUUGCUAAUCCAAGCUAUCUCCAAUUCAAUCCAAACGCAUCCGAUAUUGGAUUGCGAAGAACGAUAAGCGUUCCUUUGUCAGUUCAAGAAACAAUUCUUGAUUCAUCCUUCUUCAAUCUCCAGUCAUCUGAAUGGGAUGCAAGUUUACAGAACAUUUAUGCCAUGGAGUUUCUACAGCAGGGAAAAUCCAGUAUGUUUCCAUGUCAACAAGUCACAGGUCUCAGUGAAGCAAGUAUGAAGAUGGAGAUGUGAGGAUUCCUACAGUGAAUCUUUGUUCUUGCACUGAGUACAUAAGAAAUUAAAAUGUAUAGUUGUAUUUACAGUAUCAUCUUUUAGAGAGAUAAGUAUUAGAAUGAGAUAAUGCCUUGGCUUACUUCUACAUUCACUAUCUGAAGAAUGGAAAUGAGCAUAAAUCUGGUUAAAAUUGACCAUCAUCCAAUUUUCAUGUUA
This is a messenger RNA of Impatiens glandulifera, 1722 nucleotides long. RefSeq names its product transcription factor HBI1-like. The record is from RefSeq and is a predicted model, not a curated record. Bases 283 to 1524 code for a protein of 413 amino acids. NCBI's taxonomy places the organism in Eukaryota, Viridiplantae, Streptophyta, Magnoliopsida, Ericales, Balsaminaceae. Gene Ontology annotation, biological process: regulation of DNA-templated transcription. The transcript is spliced from 7 exons. Gene Ontology annotation, cellular component: nucleus. Gene Ontology annotation, molecular function: DNA-binding transcription factor activity; protein dimerization activity.